This is a messenger RNA of Aspergillus fijiensis CBS 313.89, 984 nucleotides long. Its product is annotated as DUF914 domain membrane protein. The annotation marks the transcript as partial. The record is from RefSeq and is a predicted model, not a curated record. The transcript is spliced from 3 exons. Gene Ontology annotation, molecular function: transmembrane transporter activity. Gene Ontology annotation, cellular component: membrane. Gene Ontology annotation, biological process: transmembrane transport. Lineage: Eukaryota; Fungi; Ascomycota; Eurotiomycetes; Eurotiales; Aspergillaceae.
GACAAACAGCAAAGCCCGCUCGCCUACCUGACCACCCGAGAAUUCUACAUCACCCUCCUCCUGGGUCAAAUCCUCGCCAUCACCAACACAGCGUGCAGCACUUUCAGCACCCUCCUAGCCGACCGAGGCGUCUCCCUGCCGGCCACGCAGACCUUCUUCAACUACCUCCUGCUGACCGUGAUCUUCACCUCCUACACAAUCCACCGCCACGGGCUCCAGGGCUGGACCCAGAGCUUCUUGUCUCGCGGUUGGAAAUACCUCCUCCUCUCCCUCUUCGACGUAGAAGGCAACUACUUCCUCGUCCUGGCCUACCGCAACACGACCCUCCUCAGCGCCCAACUCAUCAAUUUCUGGGCCAUCGCCAUCGUGGUCCUAAUCUCCUCGACCGUCCUGGGCGUGCACUACCACCGACCCCAACUCCUCGGGAUCUCCAUCUGCAUAACGGGGAUGCUCCUCCUCCUCUUCUCCGACCGCACCCCACCCGCCUCCGCUCACAACAAACUGCUCGGCGACCUCUCCGCCCUAACCGGCGCAACCAGCUACGGCCUCGCCAAUGUCCUCGAAGAAGUGCUGGUGACCACCGCCCCGAUCGCUGAGGUGCUCGGCCAGAUGGCGCUGUGCGGGGCGUGCAUCACCGCGCUGCAGGCCCUGGCGCUGGGGGAGCUGUCCGCCCUCCUCCGCAGCAGCACUGUGUGGGAUGCAAGGGUCCUGGGGUGGUGGGCCGCGUACACGCUCUGCCUCGCCGCGUUUUAUUGUCUGGUGCCGCUGCUGCUGCGGCGCGCGUCCGCCGCGUUCUUCAACCUGUCCAUGCUGACGAUGAACUGCUGGGGGGUCGGGGUCGGCGUGCUGCUUUUCCGGUAUCAGGUCGGCUGGGCGUAUCCCGUGGCGUUCGCGUUGAUUGUCGCCGGCCAGGGGGUGUAUUUUCUCGGUGCUGCCCCGGUAUCCGGCGGCGGUGCGGGCGGGGGCGAGAAGAAGCCUUGGGUG